Molecule: messenger RNA, 9599 nt
Organism: Elgaria multicarinata webbii
Lineage: Eukaryota; Metazoa; Chordata; Lepidosauria; Squamata; Anguidae
Gene: CASKIN1
Product: CASK interacting protein 1
Exons: 20
Coding region: 19-4458 (1479 amino acids)
Molecular function (GO): protein binding
Source: RefSeq, a predicted model, not a curated record
GCGCGUCCGCCUCUCGCCAUGGGCAAGGACCAGGAGCUGAUGCAGGCGGUGAAGGCGGAGGACAUCGGCGCGGUGCAGAAGCUGCUGCAGAGGCCCAAGCCGGGCAAAGCCAAGCUCCUGGGAUCAGCCAAGAGGGUGAAUGUUAAUUUCCAAGACACCGAUGGGUUCUCUGCCCUGCACCAUGCUGCCCUCAACGGCAACAUAGAACUCAUCUCGCUGCUGCUGGAAGCCCAGGCUGCUGUGGAUAUCAAGGAUAAUAAAGGGAUGCGCCCUUUGCAUUACGCGGCCUGGCAGGGCAAGAAGGAGCCCAUGAAGCUGGUGCUGAAGGGCGGCUCAUCAGUGAACAUCCCAUCGGACGAGGGGCAGAUCCCUUUGCACCUGGCGGCCCAGCACGGCCACUACGACGUGUCAGAGAUGCUCCUUCAGCACCAGUCCAACCCGUGCAUCCUGGACAACUCCGGCAAGACGCCUCUAGAUUUGGCUUGUGAGUUUGGCCGUGUUGGGGUGGUGCAGCUACUCUUGAACAGCAACAUGUGCGCUGCGCUGCUGGAGCCCAAGCCGGGGGACAUCACGGACCCGAAUGGCACCAGCCCCCUGCACCUGGCUGCCAAGAACGGGCACAUCGACAUCAUCAGGCUUCUGCUCCAGGCUGGGAUUGACAUCAACCGUCAGACCAAGGCGGGCACCGCCUUGCACGAAGCGGCCUUGUGCGGCAAGACGGACGUGGUUCGCCUCCUUCUGGAUAGCGGGAUCAAUGCUCACAUCCGAAACACCUACAGCCAGACGGCGCUGGACAUCGUCAACCAGUUCACGGCCACGCAAGCCAGCAAGGAGAUCAAGCAGAUGCUACGGGAUGCUUCAGCUGCCCUGCAGGUCAGAGCUGUUAAAGAUUACUGCAACAAUUACGACCUGACCAGCCUUAACGUGAAAGCUGGAGACAUCAUCACGGUCCUGGAACAGCAUGCGGACGGACGGUGGAAAGGCUGUAUCCAUGACAACCGGACCGGCAAUGACCGCGUCGGCUACUUCCCAUCCAGCCUGGUGGAAGCAAUCAGCAAACGCACAGGUUCCCGAGGGUCCGAUGCCAGCCCGUCCCACCUGUCCCCAUCGCAAGGCGGAUCCGCGACCACCCCGGCUCCAGCUGAAGAGAUCUGGGUGCUUCGCAAACCCUAUGCAGGUGGCGACCGCAGCAGUGUGGGCAGCACUGGGAGCGUGGCCAGUGGCCGGAGCUCAGGCAGUGGCCAAAGCACCGGAAGUGGUGGCCAUGCAGCCCUCCAUCCUGGCUCAGAAGGUGUUAAGCUGCUGGCAACUGUCCUUUCCCAGAAGGCGUCUGUGCAAGAAUCCGCGGUGGGCGACGGGCCUGCCAAAGCCGUGGAGACGCCCGCAGGUUCUUCGCGGACGCCAAGCUUGGGCAGCUCCUCGUCGUACCCCGGCCAGCCCUAUGGUGAGCAGCAGCUGAAGAAGGUGGAGCCCAUGUCGGAGGGGAAGAGCUCAGAGGCUGUCUACCAGUGGCUGUUCAAGUUUCAGCUGCAGCUGUAUGCCUCCAACUUCAUUAACGCUGGGUAUGACAUCCUCACCAUCAGCCGGAUGACACCAGAGGAUCUCACAGCCAUUGGGGUCACCAAACCAGGACACAGAAAGAAGAUUGCAUCAGAGAUCAACAGCCUAAAUAUUCCUGAGUGGCUACCAGAGUACAAACCAGCCAACCUAGCUCUUUGGCUCUCCAUGAUUGGGCUGGCACAGUAUUACAAGGUCCUGGUGGAAAAUGGCUAUGAGAAUAUUGAUUUCAUCACUGACAUCACCUGGGAAGACCUGCAGGAGAUUGGCAUCACCAAACUGGGCCAUCAGAAGAAGCUGAUGUUAGCCGUGAAGAAGUUGGCGGAGAUCCAGAAGGCAGAGUUUGUCAAGUAUGAGUCCGGGACACUGAAGAAGAAGGGGGCGCCCCCGUCCCAGGACACAAUGGCCAUCGAGUCCCCGCAGCAGGAGACGGCUGAGUGCCAGUCCCCCAAGCUGACCACUUUCCAGGACAGUGAGCUGAGCAAUGAGCUGCAGGUGGCCAUGACAGGCACUGGCGAGGAAGGCACGGAGAAGCAGGCCAACCACGUGGGGCACUUCCGCGAAGGGGCGGCCUACCGCCACCCCUCCCGCCUCACCCGUGAGAAUAGUCUGAGCGGGAGAGCUAAACAUAUAAGCAGCUCCCAGGAGUUGCUGGGAGACGGGCCCAAAGCUGCUAGUGCUGCGAUAUCCAAGAGCCAGGAAUACCUGGCAGAGGACGGGAAGGAGGCCCCGGCCACGCUGCCCAAGGAGGUCCGCAGCCUCCGGCACGGCCACAGCAUCAAGAGAGCGAGCGUGCCGCCGGUGCCGGGCAAACCCCGGCAGUCCUUCCCCCCUGCUGCGGGCCGCUACACCCCGCCCCAGACCCCCACCAAGCCCCGCCCCUCCUCGCCCCAGACCCUCGGCGUGCCCCACGCCACGGCCAAGGUCAAGCCCACCCCGCAGCUGCUGCCCCAGUCGGAUCGCCCCAUGUCCCCUCGCUCGCUGCCUCAGUCCCCCACGCACAGGGGCUUUGCGUACGUCAUGCCACAGCCCGUGGAGGGAGACGCCCACGCGGCCGGCCCCUUAGCGCAAGCUGUGCCCGUGCUGCCCGUCUCCGUGCCCGUGCUGUGCCUGCCGCCUCAGGCGGCGGACGGCCCAGAGGGAGGCCGGCCGAAGAAGAGGGCCCACAGCCUCAACCGCUACGCGCUGUCAGACAGCGAGCAGGAGCGGGAGGAGCUCCUGGCGCCCGAGGCCGGGCCCUACGCCACCGUGCAGCGGCGAGUGGGGCGCAGCCACUCGGUGCGGGCGCAGUCGGGCGGCGAUAAGAACGUCAACCGCAGCCAGUCCUUUGCCGUGCGGCCAAAGAAGAAGGGGCCCCCGCCUCCCCCGCCCAAGCGCUCCAGCUCGGCCAUCUCCAGCACCAAUCUGACAGACGAUUGCUCCAAGGAGGGGGAGGGGGAGGGGGAGGAGGGGCAGGGGCCCGGCCAGGAGCAGCCGCAGAGGCGGGCCAGUGACUUUGGGGGUGCCGUGGACACGGGCAGUGCUGGGAGCGUGAAGAGCAUUGCCGCCAUGUUGGAGAUGUCCUCCAUUGGGGGUGGGGCCCGGGGUCUCGCCAUGCAAAAGCCGCCCGGAGCCGGGAACUACUUGCACCCUGGAGUCGCUGUGCACCCAGCCAGCCCAGAACACGCCCGCGUGGCCGCCGUCCUGGCCACUGUCAAGCACAAGGACGCCAUCGGGCCAGAUGGUGAGCUGGUGAACCGCCGGCGCACGAUCAGCGGCCCUGUGACAGGGCUAGUCGCAGCCGCUCGCCUCGAACGCUCGGAUAGCAUCAAGUCUGACACUUCCAGAGAUGGCAGCGCCAUGGAGCGGCUGCGGGCAGAGCACGGCGGAGGAUCUCCACAGCACGGUUCUGGCGAAAACAUUCCCUUCGCUGAGGAGGGCAACCUGACAAUCCGGCAGCGGCCCCGGCAGAUGGGCGUAGCCAAGGCGGACAGCGGGGAGGCCUUGCCACUUGCCCACCGGCACGGUGACCUUUCCAAGGUGGAGGCCAGCGCCACUCUCAAGAGGAGAAUCCGGGCAAAGCAGAGCCAGCAGGACAGCAUCAAGUUCAUCCUCACUGAGUCGGACACGGUCAAGAGGCGGCCAAAGUCAAAGGACAAGGAGCAGGAGCCAGCGCCGUUGUCGGUCUACCAGAACGGCACGGCUACCAUCAAACGCCGGCCAGCCUCGGAGCUGAGCGGCGUGGAGGCGGCAGCCUCGGCUGACCAGCAGGAGAGGUGCGAAUAUACGCCAGCCCAGCUCCCUCCGGAAGGUGAAUCGAAGAAGCCAGCCAAGCCGCCGGUUUCACCCAAGCCUGUCCUACCCCAGAAAGUCUCUGGGCCUCCCACCCCAACCUCCAAAAGGGCCCCAAUUCCUGGCCCUGGGAGUCCAGAAGUGAAGCGUGUCCACGGGACCCCCCCGCCAGUCUCUCCGAAGCCCACACCACCGCCCACUGCCCCCAAGCCCAAGGUCCACGCUGCCCUGCAGUCGGCGAGCGCCAGCUCCACGCCCGCACCCUCCCCGGCCAAGCAGCUGGCCCCCACCAUCAAGCCUUCCAGCACUCCCCCCUCGCUCUGUUCCAGCCCGGCUAAGCCCUUGUCCCCUGGAGGGGCGCCCCCUCAGACCGUGCCGGUCAAGCCGCCCCGCUCCUCCAUGGCCGGGCCUUCGGUGGAGAGCGUGAGCACGGAGAGCGUGCAUCAGAAGCUGGAGGAGACCAGCGCCUCCCUGGCUGCUGCACUGCAAGCGGUGGAGGAGAAGAUCAAGCAGGAGGAUCGGCAGGUGGCAGACUCUGCUGCAGAAUCCAAGAGCACAGUCAGCAUCCUGGAUGACAUUGGCAGCAUGUUUGACGACCUGGCCGACCAACUGGACGCCAUGUUGGAAUGAGAGCUGGAAAAGGAUCCCGGCCAACCUCAGGACCUGCCGUGGGCACAAGGGCACAAUCAUCUCCAGGAAGACCUUUUCCCUUUUCCCUCCCCUACGUCUUUUGAGGUUUGCACAAAGACCGUACCAUUACCUCAGGAUUGUGCUGAAACAAACUGAGAGGCUGGGGAAAGGCUUUUCUUGGGACCAGUUUUGCGGAAGAAAAAAAAGAAGAGGAAUCCCUCUUGUGUUUUUCCCCUACCUAAACACCUUUUGACCUUGGGGAAUACAAGGGGACUGCAAUUCUCCUUCCAAACAUGAAGUAAGAGGCCAACAUGCCUGGUUGUGGGCAGGAGCUGCCAUGAUCUGAGAGAUGAAAGUGACCUUCAGACUUUCUCCAGCACAGCUUUCCAGGCAAAUCUGCUCAGAUUUAGUCGAACUUGCAUCUUUUUUUCAUUUGAUUUGGAAAGUGUUUCCCGUCCCCUCUCUUCAGAUCAAUCCCCGUUCGUUACAGUCCCAAUAUGUUACCAAAAAUAUGUGGCACAAAUAAGUAUUAGUCUUCUCUGGUUCUCCAUGUUUUCUGUUGGGUUUGGAAUUUCGUGAAACUCUUUGCCUUCUGUGUUGGGAACGUUCCUCGACUGAGCCCUGCCGUUCUCCCAGGUGGUGCCGCCGUCUCCAUCCCUGUGCCCGUCUGCCAUCAUCGGGAAGCGCUGGAAGAGGCGGGGUGGCAACGCCCCAAGGGGAAGCCGAGAGGCCAGGAGGCUUUUGGCUAGCUGCAUGCUCCGUUUCUUUGUCCCGAAGGUGUUCGUCUUCUUCUGGUGAUGAUGAAGCUGUGACUGUGAGACGUUUAGUUCUGUUAAUGAGUCCCAUUUGAGAUAAUAAUAAGCUCUUUUUUCCUGUUAGUUUGCCUUGGAAAGCACCGUUCCUGGCAAGAGCCGUGCAAAAGCUUUGAUACGUUUGCAUGAUUGAUACAGUGUUGAAACGCGAAAAGAACAAAGGAAAAAAAAAUAGAAACAUCCUGGCUAAAACCCCCCUGUAAAUAUCCCCUGGUGGCUUGCGCAGCUGCCGUAGAAGAUUAUUUAUUCCCAAUUACUUAAAAAAAUAUAUCUCUAGGUAAAGGACAGUUCUGAGCAUGAGGGACUUACGUUGCACUUUCUCUUUGCUUCAAGGCACUGGCUUCCAAAGAGUUUGUCACGGAUGGAACAAUUUAGCCUUCCUGCAGUGAUUGUUCCCAGAAGAUCAAGGGGGGGGGGGGGCAGAGUUAAGUACGCAGUGGACGGACAGAGGCAAGAGAGAGGCGAUAACAAGCUCGUGGGACCUCUGAUGGUGGAGCAGCAGUGUUGGGCAGGGGCCAAUGGCGGCACUGAGCUCUAGCAGGAGGUUGAUGAAACAGGACCCUCCGGCCCUUUGAAUUCCUGUUAUUCCAUCUGCAACUGCAGUUGCAUCCCAACAACCCAAGUUGGCUUUGCCAAGGUGAGUGAAUUGUAACCGGGGUGGGAUAGGAGCCUCGGACUCUUGACUGCCAUCUCAGCUGCAAUUCUUGCCUUAGUAGGCCUUAGACACAUGGCCUACUGGGUUGAUGCAGGGUGGCCUGCCAGCAAUCAGCUAGGACAGGAUGAGUGGGAAGAGAAAGCCCUGCUGCGGCAGCUCUGUUCUGGGUUGCACAAGUCCCAGAAGAGGGAAAUCUCCCAGCAGGGUCAGCGAUUUUUGUGUACCAAGGAAGGGCAGUCUGAGUGUGGGCAGCUGUGAAGAGUGCACCAGAGGUUAUACAUCAUCUGUUUAGGAGCAAACAAAUUUUGCUGUAUCCUCAACCAACCUGACAGCGUUUGCUUUUUGGAGAGAGGAAACCGCGGGAGUGGGCCGGCACUGUUCUUGCCAGUGCUGAACUUUGUGUCUUGCUCAACUUUCCUUUGGCUUCUGGCUCUUGCAAGGCCUCUGUUGCUCUGGAGUUUAAGGGAAGCUGGGAUGGCGUGGGGGUUCGGUCUCUAAUGGCAGGCAGGUUCCCCAGAGGCAGCAGGUCUGCAGCAUGGAAGGACUGUCCUUGGUCCCCGCAAAUCACUUCCCAUCGCUCUGGGUUUGGUUGCAGUAGAGAUAUUUACACACUGCAGGUAGUUAUGGAAGGAGAGCCAGUCUCUGAAUGCCAAAACAUCACAGGAGUAGCAGAUCUGCUUGCUCGAGAUUGGCCCACAGCUGGUACAACCGGACAUUCAAGGGCUUCUGAGCUUCCUGGCUGCCUCUUCAUGGGCCUGUCAAGCACAAUCUGGGAAUCUCCCGUCAUGGAUUACCCAUUUCCUCCUCCUGCUGCAUUCUCUCUUAAGCAUCAGCUGCUCUGAUCUUCCGUCCCGUGGCAUUUUUUGGAAUGUGAAACUGCCCCUACAAGAACACUGUUGUGUUUUAACCUUAAUGGUGAGAUGUAGCAUUUUACCAGAAGGAGUAGCUUUACUGGAAACACAGAUCAUAUCAGAACAGACGUUGACUCGCUUGUCAUGCACAGUUCCCUAAACUCCCCAGGUGCAUUUUGUGCCCGUGAGCUUGCAUUAAACCCAGUUUUAUUGUCCUCUUGGGCUUGAAGCUGGUGAUGGGCAUUCUUAAAUCUUUGGUUAAUAUCUCAAGGUUACUUGUUUGCUGUGAUGAUCAGCCCUUAAAAUCCGCCAUCAAGGGAAAUUUCAGAGGUACUGAGAAGGAACUUCUGCCAGUAACCAAUUAUUUUUGGCAGGUAGGGUGCAUUUCCUAGUAUCCAGCCUAGACUGAUGUUUAAACGUUAAGCUGGUUGCAUUUAUUCCUACCCCUGUGGGUAUUCUUCUUAAUUAUGGUGGGUUUAUAUUUCCACUCAUAGGUCAUGUAGUUGUAGUUCGAAUCCUCUCCCAUUUGUCUGCAUCUUCCUUGCCACUGAUGAUAGAACCAGUCCCAGCGUACUCGCAACCAUCUAAAGAGAGUUCUGUGAUCGCUUGGGGCUUGCCUAUGAUGGAAUCUCCACCCACCCACCCAUUCUUUUUAACAGUGUUGCUCUGCUGUUUUACACUUGACACAUCCUCUGUGGUGAUGUUUACAUUUAGCUCACCUGGCUGUAUAAACUUUGGGGCCUUUUCAGUGAUAGGAAAGCCCAGUGUGCUCUCUCCCUCAUUGCAGCAAGACUGCCUCAUGACCAUCUUUCUCUAAAUUUCACUUCUUAAUGUUACGUCUUCCCCUUGGUCAACAGCACUGCAAGCAACAGGGAGUGAGGGAAAGAGGAGAGCUACCAUUUCCCUCGGGAACUCAGUUGCUAUGUCCCUCGGACUUCCUCUUCCAUAAGGAACCUCUUCUGUCCUCCAAAAGCAGCAGGGCCUUCCUGAGCAUGUGACUCCUUGGGAAAUUGUGUUCUCCAUGUUGUUUUCAGGGCCAUGUUACGAAACUCCAUACCUGUAUGCGAAACAUUGAGCUUCCAUGCCUCCACCUUCUCUUAGGACCAUAACCAUACUUGUUAUACCACCCUAACCUCCAACAUGGGACCCACUUUUAAUUUUUGCAACCAAGUAUGUCAGGUCUUUUCCUUUUCUUCUUUCCCUGCAUCUUUUUCUGUUUAAGAAAAAUCCAGAACAAAAAAGAAAAUGGGACCAGUGCCCACUUUGGCUUGGGGUAUGACUGACUCAUGGAUCCCAACCUGUCAGUUCAGAUCAACAUCUCAGGAGAAGUUCUUCUUAUUCUCUGCCAUAACUACGUUUUUGGGCAAGAGCAUCAAGCUCUUUUAGCCCACUACAGCUUGAUGCCUGUGUUCAUCAUAUACACCCAGCAUAGUUAGUGACAGGUUAAAAGAAACCAGUUGGGAUUGGUUGUUAACUUUAAUAUUACAUUGUUAGAGGUCUCCUAUUGAAACAGCCAUGUUAAUGAAUGUUCUUACGUGUGAAAACAAAAACAAACUAUUCCUUUGGAGGGUGAUGAAAGGGAUAAGAAUAAUAAGCUAUAUAAAGAAGUAUUAAUUUAUUGGAAAGAAAUUAUUUAAGAUGAAUUUCCCCCCAGAGAUAAUUAACACAAAAGGAAAGGACUUUAAUAUAUAUUAAAAAGAUUUUAAAAUAUUAUCAAUUGUAUAUUAAACAGUUUUAAGAGAUAAAAUGAAAGAACUGGAGUUUAGCUUGACUAUUAGACUUGUAAUAAGCUGUGUGUCUUGUGGUGAGAUCAUUUAAAAGAGUAGCACAAUGUUUAAAAAAGGUACAGUUUCUCUUCUUUUCAAAGUGUGCAAAAACAUUAUGUUUCUGUUAUAUGGGCUUUUUGUUUGCCAUUUUGUUUUUACAGUUUUAAUGAAAAUCAAAGGAUGUGCCUUGUUUUAUGAAUUUUUGUUCAAUCUCAUAUCCGAUAAAUGUGUGUUCUUUUCUGUAUGGUGUUUGCUUUUUUAAGUUGGUGUGUGUGUGUGUGUGUGCCCAUGUGUGUGUGUGUGUAUGUGUAUGUAAGUAGUUAACAGAUGCACAGCUGUAUAUUGAUGUACAAAUGGGAGUCAGUCCAGUUUAAAAAAUGGCUUUUAAGUCUGGAAUGCCAUCUUGCCUGGUUCCCUUGCGCUGUGGUUUUUGAGACCCAGGUGUCGCUGUGUGAUUGGGGGCACUCUUGCGUUUUGUUUGACUACAGAUAGGUCUGUCUUUGCUGAUCUCCAAAAUGUGUCUGGCACAACUUUGAAAUUUCUUAAUUAAAAAAAUAAAAAGACAACAUAAAGAUACCUGUUGUAAAGAGAAACAAAAUGUAUCUUAAAAGUAUUCCAAGAUUCUAAUGCUGGAUAUUAUACAUAUUAUAUAUAUAUGAUAUAUUUUUAUUAUUAAGUUAUGGAAACUGUAUUGUAUUCCCAUUCUGUCAGAGCUAUGCAUCUAUGCAUCUUGCUGCCAACCUCCUUUUCUUGCUUCGUGCAUCCCACCUGUAUGAUUAAUAUUUGAUGGCUUUUUGUGGUGCUGUAAAGAAUUUUGCUCCUAUUUAAAAAAAAAAGUGUCUGGCUACAAAUAUUUAAAGAAAAAAGAGAAAGAAGCCCUUGCUUGUCACUAUUACACGUACAUGAUAUUGACUGCAAAAGAAUAUUUUUUAUUAUUGAGGUUAGAGAGAAAAAAUCCCCGCCUCAGAGCCAGUUCUGAGAGGUGCCGCGGUGCUGCGGAACUGGUUCGUGCUGCAACGGACAGCCCAGGUAGGUGGCAACUGUCGACGCACUUCUG